Molecule: messenger RNA, 1768 nt
Organism: Sesamum indicum (sesame)
Lineage: Eukaryota; Viridiplantae; Streptophyta; Magnoliopsida; Lamiales; Pedaliaceae
Product: elongation factor 1-gamma
Biological process (GO): translational elongation
Molecular function (GO): translation elongation factor activity; glutathione transferase activity
Source: RefSeq, a predicted model, not a curated record
CAACAAACUAUAAAUACUGAAGACAAACCCUAAACCUUCCUCAGCAUAGAUAGACACGUCACUCAGUUCCGCACUCUGCCUCAAGAGAAGAGCCCACGGCUUCGGCUUUGGCUUCUUUGUAUUUCUGGGUUGAAGACUGAAAACUCUCAUCUUGAGAAGCCAUGGCUCUGGUUUUGCAUGCCUCUAGUACAAACAAGAAUGCCUUUAAGGCACUUAUUGCUGCAGAAUAUAGUGGUGUAAAGGUUGAACUGACAAAAGAUUUUGAGAUGGGAGUAUCUAAUAAGACACCAGAAUUCCUCAAGAUGAAUCCUAUAGGAAAGGUUCCUGUUCUUGAAACACCUGAUGGCCCAAUAUUUGAAAGCAAUGCAAUUGCACGCUAUGUGGCUCGACUGAAGCCUGAUAACCCCCUUUAUGGCUCAUCCUUGAUCGAUUAUGGGCACAUUGAGCAAUGGAUGGACUUUUCCGCUACUGAGAUCGAUAUUAAUAUAGCGCGUUGGUUGUACCCACGGCUUGGUUAUGGUCUUUAUCUUCCUCCUGCUGAGGAGGCUGGAAUUGCCGCAUUAAAGAGAGCUCUGGAAGCGUUGAACACCCAUCUCGCCUCUAACACCUACUUGGUUGGACAUGGAGUCACCCUUGCUGACAUUGUUAUGACAUGUAAUCUGAGUAUUGGAUUUAAGGCAAUCAUGAUCAAGAGCUUAACCUCGCAAUUCCCACACGUGGAGAGGUACUUUUGGACUAUGGUCAAUCAGCCAAAUUUCAAGAAGAUAUUGGGUGAUAUUAAGCAAGCGGACUCAAUCCCGCCUGUUGCAUCCAAAAAACCUGCACAGGCAAAAGAACCUGCAAAAGCCAAGCCAAAGGAGGAACCAAAGAAGGAGGUCAAGAAAGAAGAAGUGAAGCCCAAAGAAGUAGCAGAGGAAGAAGAAGCCCCCAAGCCAAAAGCAAAGAAUCCUUUGGAUCUUUUGCCUCCAAGUAAGAUGAUACUAGAUGAAUGGAAGAGGCUCUACUCUAACACCAAGACCAACUUCCGUGAGGUUGCCAUCAAAGGAUUUUGGGACAUGUAUGAUCCGGCGGGAUACUCUCUUUGGUUCUGCAAUUACAAAUACAAUGAUGAAAACACCGUCUCAUUUGUUACUUUGAACAAGGUGAGUGGUUUUCUGCAACGAAUGGAUUUGGCACGCAAGUAUGCAUUUGGUAAGAUGUUGGUUAUUGGUUCUGAGGCCCCAUAUAAGGUAAAAUACCUCAGUUUGUGCUGGAUGAGUGUUACGAUAUGGAGCUAUAUGAUUGGACUAAGGUAGAUAUCAACGAUGAAGCACAGAAGGAGCGUGUCAAUCAGAUGAUUGAAGAUGCUGAACCUUUUGAGGGCGAGGCACUUUUGGAUGCCAAGUGUUUCAAGUGAGAUACAUAUUUCAUUAGAAACGGGUUCCCCAUAGUAUUAGGCUUAUCAAUUCCUGAAUUAUCCUUCACUUGAUCCAACAAGACUUAUGUGUUGCCGGAACAGCAUUUCAGUUUUGUAGUGUGUUCUAAAUUUACUGUUUUGCUACUUGUCAUAGUGCCUGGUAUAUCAGAGUUCCAAAACACUUUCGGAUUACAUGUUAAUUUCUGUUAAAGCUUUUUUGCUGCCAUUUGUCUAAAGAAACUGAAACUGUGAACUGUAAGCUAUCACAUGCUGCUCGCAAGUUGUGAACUAUAGAUUGAUGAUAUGUACUUGAGCACAUGGUUGAAGAAAUCCUGAAGUGUGAAUAGAUGUGCCUGAUGUGGCUAUUAUGUA